Messenger RNA from Tilletiopsis washingtonensis, 513 nucleotides. RefSeq names its product mitochondrial genome maintenance MGM101. Gene Ontology annotation, molecular function: single-stranded DNA binding. Gene Ontology annotation, cellular component: mitochondrial nucleoid; mitochondrial chromosome. Gene Ontology annotation, biological process: recombinational repair; interstrand cross-link repair. The annotation marks the transcript as partial. The transcript is spliced from 4 exons. Lineage: Eukaryota; Fungi; Basidiomycota; Exobasidiomycetes; Entylomatales. The record is from RefSeq and is a predicted model, not a curated record.
UGGUCCACGUCCUUUGCCGGCCUCGGCAGCGCGCCGUUCGAGCCGCGCAUCGCAGACAUCCUCGGCCGCGAGGUCAACGGCGAGGACGUCGAGAUCAAGCCGGAUGGCCUGCUCUACCUGCCGGAGAUCAAGUACCGGCGCAUUCUGAACGAGGCCUUCGGGCCAGGCGGCUGGGGUCUGGCGCCGCGGGGCGAGACCAACGUGGGCACCAAGAUCGUGAGCCGGGAAUGGGCAUUAGUGUGCUUGGGGCGCUUCGUGGCGACGGCUCGCGGCGAGCAGGAGUACUUUGACCCGGCCGGCGUGGCGACGGCGAGCGAGGCGGCAAAGUCCAACGCGCUCAUGCGCUGCUGCAAGGACCUGGGCAUCGCGCACGAGCUGUGGAGCCCGCGCUGGAUCCGCAACUUCAAGGCCGCCAACUGCGUCGAGGUGUGGACGGAGAAUGCGAGCACGGGACGCAAACGCAAGAUGUGGCGCCGCAAGGACUCGCCGCCGCUCGAAUACCCCAACAAGGAG